Molecule: messenger RNA, 1646 nt
Organism: Pseudomassariella vexata
Lineage: Eukaryota; Fungi; Ascomycota; Sordariomycetes; Amphisphaeriales; Pseudomassariaceae
Product: mannosyltransferase putative-domain-containing protein
Exons: 1
Coding region: 85-1608 (507 amino acids)
Biological process (GO): mannan biosynthetic process
Cellular component (GO): Golgi apparatus
Molecular function (GO): alpha-1,2-mannosyltransferase activity
Source: RefSeq, a predicted model, not a curated record
CGUCUCUGGAUUGUAAAGUGGCACGAAUAAUAUACUAGUCGCAGGUCUCCUUCCUAUUUCCACGACGAUGUAGCAGAAGGCGCGAUGCGGCUGGCUUUACGAUGGCUGGCUUCAAUUGCCAUUUUUUGUCUGAUCUUGUACCACGUUAGUCCUCGAACUGCCAUCGAUCUGGACGACAUACCAAUCUCUCCGGUCGACAAGUCCGCAGCCCCAGACCCAGCCCCCGAUGCCAAACCUCUGCUCGAAGAGGAGCGACCGAGAGGAAGUCCUAGGCCCAGUGACAUCGGCGCGUUCUGGAAGAAAUGGAGCCAGGCAAUGUACGAUGCGCGACCUAGGGUGUUUGCCAUUUCCAUCAAAGGCCAGGCGACGACACUGCCGCCCAACACGGACGGACCCCGCAAACCAUAUCGCGAUCUGGUCCGCAAUCCCGAAGCCGACCUUGAACUGAUGCGUAAAGCGCACGCUAAGUUUGUUGAAGAGCUGGAAAACAUACGCGCCGACGAGGGUAUUUUCAAAGGCCGGGGUGUCGUCAUGGUGGGCGGGGGGGAGUACUUUGGGCCGGCCAUCAUCUCGAUCCACAUGCUGAGACGAACAGGCAGCACACUGCCGGUCGAGGUUUUUGUUCCCAAUGAUGAGGAGUACGAGGUGGACGUUUGCGAGGGGUACCUGCCCAAACUCAACGCCAAGUGCGUGGUGCUCGCGCAUGUCCUGUCGCAAAGCGAUGCAGAGCUGGGUAUCUCGCAUUACCAGCUAAAGGCACCUUCUCUGCUGUUUUCGUCAUUCGAGGAGGUCCUGCUGCUGGACAGCGACAGCAUUCCUGUUGUCGACCCGGACGAGGCUGUGUUUUCUCAGGAACCGUACCUGUCCGACGGGCUGAUUGUGUGGCCCGACUAUUGGGCGGCGACAGAAUCGCCGCAAUUCUGGACUAUUGCUGGAUUUCCUGACUUCCCUAGUGGUCUACCUGCGACAUCGAGCGAAACGGGCCAGCUGGUCGUGAAUAAGAAAACGCACCUGGCGCCUCUGCUUUUGGCGACGUAUUACAAUGUCUUUGGUAAGGAACACUACUACCCACUUCUCAGCCAGGGCGCCCUGGGUCAGGGUGACAAAGAAACGUUUAUGGCGGCAGCCGUCGUCCUCAACACGACGUACUAUAGGGUCAAGACAUCGGUCGCGUCGCUGGGCAGACACGACGGCUUCAAGCAGAAGGCCACAGCCAUGGUGCAGCAUCUGCCGUACGAUGACCAGGCCGGGGGGCCGGACAAGAAGGUGACGGUCCGUCCGGCCUUCUUGCACUCCAACACGCCCAAGAUGAACGCUGGCCAUUUGGUCGACGAGGGCGAUCUGCUUGGGGUCGACGGAAGCACAAGGCUUCGUUUACUGGGGUCUAAGGCGGAACAGGAGAAGCACUUUGGCUUUGACGUGGAGAGCAGCAUCUGGGAUCUGCUCAUCCAGACGGGGUGCGAGCUGGCCGAUAUCAUCAAGGAGUGGAAGCACAGAGACCGGUUAUGUGAGAGAUUGGAAGAGCACCACGAUCAGCUGUUUGGAGAGCAUCGGUCAGGUAUGGGUCAGGUAUGGGAGCAAAAGCGAGCCAAUCUGAGGACGCAAUAGAAUAGCACAACUACUUUCCCAGUAAGAAUAACUACGGU